Scylla paramamosain (green mud crab) is the source of this 2842-nucleotide messenger RNA. RefSeq names its product double-stranded RNA-specific editase Adar-like. The record is from RefSeq and is a predicted model, not a curated record. NCBI's taxonomy places the organism in Eukaryota, Metazoa, Arthropoda, Malacostraca, Decapoda, Portunidae. The coding region runs from base 2162 to 2842 and encodes 226 amino acids. The transcript has 10 exons.
UACACAAGGAGGACAGACUGAGUGAAGAGUGAGAGAGGAGUUAGGCAGGGCUGUAUAUUGUCACCAACCCUUUUUAGCCUGUAUACAGAGGAGCUAGCAGCCAGGAUGAGAAGAAUGAAUGUAGGGGUAAGUGUGGGGGAAUGAUAAAGUAUGUGUACUCCUUUAUGCAGAUGACGUAGUUGUUAUGAGUGAAUGGCAGAUGAGCUUCAAAGUUUGUUGGAUGUAGUGGAUGGCUAUGGUAAAGACUUUGGAGUAAGGUUUAGCAGUGAGAAAAGCAAAGUAAUGAUUGUGAAUAGAUCAGAGGAUGAAAGUAAUGUGGUAUGGAGACUUGGAGAGAAUGAGUUGAGACAGGUGCAGGAAUACAAGUACUCAGGGAUGUGGAUGAGUCCUAGUGGGUGUGCAAAGGCAAAGAAUGAAAAGAUAAAUAUGCUAAACCAGUGGGUAGGUCGACUGGGAAGCGCGGCAAGGAUGAGAGCAAGUAAGUAUGAUGUGUUGAGAGAAGUGUGGAAGAGUGUGGCUGUCCCAUGUAUAAUGUAUGGUAUGGAUGUGAUUGCAUGGAAGGAAAAUGAAAUUGAAAAGUUAGAAGUGGGCCAGAAUAGAGUAGCAAAGAUUGGCACUGAGUCCACCGAGGGGCACAGCAGUUGAAGCCUUGAGAGGUGACAUCGGAUGGCGCACCUUUAGGGAAAGACUCACAAAAGCCACACAAGAUUAGGCUUGAGAGAAUGGAUGAUGCAAGAAUAGCAAGGAAGGUGUACCUGUGGAAUGAAAGUGGAAGCAAAUGGAGGAAGAGAUGCAUGAGAAUGACAGACAGGAGUGGAUUGCAAGUUGUGUGGGCGAUAAGAAUGGCUGGUAGGAAUGAAAAUGAGCGUGAAUGGGUGGUAACAAGAGGAGGCAGAGUGGGAGCCGAAUGGGAUGUGAGAAAAUGGAAGAAUGAGAUAGACAAAGAAGUGAAAUGUGUGGGACUGAAUGAAUGGAAGAAUGAGAUGGAAAGAAAGAAGACCCUGGAAUGGUACAAGGAGAAAGAGGCCCCGAGGUAUGAAAGGUGGUAUGAUGGAAGCCUGGGCGGUGAUCUUCUCUUCCGAGCGAGGGCACAGUGUAUGGAUGUGAAUGCAAGGAGUUACAGGUGGUCUGAGUCCCUGUGCCAGAUGUGUGACAUGGGAGAGGAUGAGACGGUGGAACAUGUGGUGCUGGAGUGUGUGCAGUAUGCCAGAGACAGGAAUGAGAUGAUGCAAGUGAUACUGACUGAGUUAGGGCAUGAUACGAAUGAAAGAGUGGAGAACACAGGAAAGGAGUGGAUGGUGUUGUUACUGGGACUGCGUAGAGAGGCCAAUGAAAGGAUGAUUGAGGCGGUGAAGCAGUUUCUGGAGAGAAUGUGGCGUGCCAGGUGUAGGAACAAUUAGUAUAGAUGAUGCUGUUCGUUUCUCUCUUUUUUUUACCCUUCUACAGGAGUUGCCGAUCCAAAGGCCUGGCUCAGGAGUGAUCCUGUGCCACCUGUACCAUCAAGAUCAAGAUCAAGACAACAGUUCCCUCGUGUUUACUACCACAGUGCAUAGAAAUCUUAUCUUUUUUCGCAAAUUUCUCAAGUAAUUCCCCACCCCGGAGGCCGCCCCCAGUACCCCAGUUCCCUGCAUCCAUGGUUUUAAUUGUUAUUCUUCAAGAGGUGAGAGAGGCAAGGGACGAGAGACGCAAGGGAGAGAAGCAAGGGAGAGAGACAGAGUUGACCCGUCUGGCUCCUCUCUGGUGGUGAAAGCAAGUGACGGCAAGAUGGUGAUGGUGACCCUGCCCAACCCCCUCCAGGAAAACUUGGAGGGGGUGACUGAGGGAGGGGCAGGGUGUGGGUCAGGGGCAGAAGGUGACGUGCCAGAGUGACGUCACGUUCCCCCAAAUGCAGGCCGGCAAGUUUGCUGACGUCACCAGUCGUCAGUGCACGGCGGGUGCUGCAAGGGGAACUGCAGGAGGUGGACCUGUUCAGCAUCUCAUCCCUCCCUGCCCUCUCCCCUGACAGGAGCAUGCCAGACCCAGGGGUGCCCAAGGAAACGACAAGGGGCACUACCUCUAUGCAGACAAAACCUAACCAACCAGCUUAACCUGAGUCGCCCCUGGAACCGCCCCACCACAGAGGAGGAGGAGGAGGAGGAGGAGGAGGAGGAGACAGUCAUGGAUGAAGGGACGUCACAGAUCAUGCACAUUUGCUUCCAUAUUGGGUUGCGGUGGAAACUGGCGUACAGCUGUGCCUGAGCCUGCCGUGGACGCAUUCCCAGCCGACUUCUACCAGAACAGCUCGGACAUGGCUGGCCAGGACAACCACCGCAACACAGACAUGCACGCACCUGAUAUGGACAUGAAAAUGGAGGGACAGGAGUCCCAUGUGAUGGUGUCCGACAGGGAUGCCUCAGUGCAGGAGGGGGAACGGCAGGCAGAGACCCGCAAGUGCCCCUGGGAGAAGCCUGGAGGCAUCAAGGUCAACAGAAAGAAGGUGCCAGGAGCCAAGAACCUCAAGGUCCGCAGGUACGUGCAGCCCAAGAAUGCCAUCGUGUGCCUGAAUGAGCUGCGGCCGGGCGUCACCUACACCAUGGAACAGGAGGGAGGCGUUUGCCAGCCAUUUUGCAUAUCUGUGGAGGUACCUGGUGCGGUUGACGGGCAGAAGUACCGAGGGUUUGGGUCUUCAAAGCAGCUGGCCAAGCAGGCAGCAGCUGAGGCGGCGCUGAUCGGCUUCUUGAAGCCGCCCGUCACCACACCAGAGAACCAGGAGGAAGACAAGACCCCCUGGGCCACCCUGGGGCCGACGGGCUGGCUCAGGAAGGCUUUCAUACCUGCAAUGUCAGAGCUACUCAGUCCUUAA